GUAGCAUGCAAAAUUUCACGUAAACCCCAUCCCAUGAGAUGAGCUAUGGGUACCGAUGGUGUGGCUGGUGUUGCAACUUACGACCCUGUUUAUGUCGUCAGUGUCACCUUUGCGAGGAGUGUUGUCGAUGUUGUCUCGCACCACUGCCGACCUACUGCCCCCUGCCCUGCCUCCCCCCGCUCCCCUCGCUCGGUCAGGCUCCACCUCCCUGCAGAAUCGUCCGAGAACAAGUCCUCGUCCCCGUCCCAUUUCCGGUCUAUCGUCCCAUCCCAUUUUGUUAUCCGCCGCAAGAGGAAACUACUUGUUCUUGGCCAAGUUACGGGUCAUAUUCGUCGUCCUGUGACCCUGGGUCAUGCAGUCCUUUCGCUGAAGAGGGCAAACCGAAAUAUCCGAGGGGAAAAAGGAUAUUUAAAUGCAACCAAGGUCUAGUUCCUGGGUAUAAAGGUCACAUUCCUGGCUUUAGGAUGCACGGCGCAGCAAGAACAUUUGGCCAAGCGACGAGGGACACGUGUUGCAUCAUGUCGAAAUGGAACGACGUUUCUCCUGAACUUCCAUGUAGAAUAUUUGAGCAGUAAAAAAUUGUUAUAAAA
Molecule: messenger RNA, 590 nt
Organism: Folsomia candida
Lineage: Eukaryota; Metazoa; Arthropoda; Collembola; Entomobryomorpha; Isotomidae
Exons: 2
Coding region: 46-429 (127 amino acids)
Source: RefSeq, a predicted model, not a curated record